Molecule: messenger RNA, 992 nt
Organism: Salpingoeca rosetta
Lineage: Eukaryota; Choanoflagellata; Craspedida; Salpingoecidae
Exons: 7
Coding region: 65-853 (262 amino acids)
Biological process (GO): carbohydrate metabolic process
Molecular function (GO): hydrolase activity, hydrolyzing O-glycosyl compounds
Source: RefSeq, a predicted model, not a curated record
GCUGCUGCUGAGUGGUGGUGGUGUUGGUGGUGUUGGUGUUGGUGUGAAUGGAGGAGGGCCACAGAUGGUCGGAGUGCAAAGAAGAGGGCAACACAAUGUGAAUGUGCAGGGGACGUACACAAACCCGGUCAUCGACAGCAACCACCCUGGUCCGGGGGUGUUGAUCCAAGAUGGCGUCGUGUACGCCGUCACCACCAGCGGCGACGCACCAGACGCCUUUCCCAUCAUGACAUCCACCGACAUGGUCAACUGGAAGUUGUCUGGACACGUGUUUCCUGCAAACGCCGCUGGCAGGCCCACGUGGGCCCUAUGUGAUUGGAAGCGCGAGGGCAACGGCGCAAUACCGCCCGUACCCACACCCAUCUUUGUUCAGCGCGUCAUCAACAACGGCACCACCCUGGCAGCAGAGCCCCACGUGGCCAUCACCAAUGACCAGCCGUGGGAAGGACCUCUGGUCGAAGGGCCAUGGAUCGUGAAGCAAGGAGGGAUGUACUACAUGUUCUUCUCGGCCAACGGGUUCACGAGUCCAAAGUACGCAAUUGGCGUUGCACGCUCCCCAAACAUCACCGGCCCUUACGAGAAGUAUGCCUCCAAUCCUAUUCUUCACCGUGAUGCAGAUGCCUCCAACCCAGCCGGGUUCACGGGCCCGGGACACUGCUCUGUCGUCCAGACACCACACGCAAAGCAAUGGUAUGUCGUGUAUCAUGCGUGGCACAACGGCAGGAUUGGCGGAUCGAAUCCACGCAUCAUGGCCGUGGACGAGCUGGCGUUUGAUCAGGGCGACCACUGGCCCCACCUGACGCACAACCGCACCACCCCAUCCUUCACCCCACAGCCUUUGCCUCAGAUGUAGCCCAUGCGCGUGAUUUUGUGGUUGUAGUAGAUUAGAUGGAAACCUGGAAACAGCACGCGACCGAGGGUUGCGGCUGGUUGUGUUCGUUUCAGUUGCGUUCUUUUGUCCCUCUGGUCAGCAAGAAGUACAAAAACAGAAC